Exaiptasia diaphana is the source of this 1724-nucleotide messenger RNA. RefSeq lists its product as uncharacterized. Gene Ontology annotation, molecular function: DNA binding. The record is from RefSeq and is a predicted model, not a curated record. Lineage: Eukaryota; Metazoa; Cnidaria; Anthozoa; Actiniaria; Aiptasiidae. The transcript is spliced from 2 exons. The coding region runs from base 31 to 1266 and encodes 411 amino acids. Gene Ontology annotation, biological process: DNA integration; DNA recombination.
GCCUUACCACAAACCAAAACAARCGAAGAAAUGAUCAAAGCACUCGUGGAAAUAAAAAAUUCGUGUGAUAAGCAGAUUUUUACAGCAGAUACGGGAACAAAAGGCCACAGGAGUGGUUGUACUCCCGGACUGGCCGACUCAAUCCUGGUAUCCUCAGGCAAUAAGAAUGUGCUUGAGGCCUCCAAUCCGCCUAACCCCGGACAAAAAGCUGUUGACCAUCCCAGGUCGACCGCAAGACCUUCAYCCGCUGCACAACUCACUCAAGCUAAUGAUAUGCCUAUUAUCAAACAACAGUUAAACUCGACAGGACUGUCACACGAUACCGUCCAGGUUAUCAUGGCUUCUUGGCGAUCAUCUACCUCAAAACAAUACAAUACUUACUUAAAACGUUGGGUAGAUUAUUGUCAGGAACACCAAAUUAAUCUAGCAAAUGCUUCCAUUCAUACCGGUCUUGAUUUUCUAACCACACUCUAUAAGCAAGGGUUAGGUUACAGCGCCAUUAACACAGCUCGUUCUGCACUGUCAUCCGUAAUUUCAUUGGGAGAGAAAACCACUUUCGGGGAGCACCCAUUGGUUACCCGGUUUUUAAAAGGGAUAUUCGAACUUAAGCCGUCCCUCCCACGUUACACGAUAGUAUGGGAUGUAGGCACAGUUCUGGAUUAUUUCUUGUCUUUACCUCCCUUACCGGAAUUAACCCCAAAACAGCUCACGCUCAAAUUAGUAACCCUUAUUGCAAUCAUAACAACUCAACGAUGUCAGACUUUAGCAGCAAUAGAUUUAAAUUUCACGCAAUCCCUCCAUGACAAAUUAAGUUUCACGUURCCGGAUAAACUUAAAACAACACGACCGGGCACACAUCUGAAACCUAUUGAGAUAAUUGCMUAUCCACAAGAACCUAGGCUUUGUCCAGUGAUGCACAUUAAUCACUAUAUUACCCUAACUCAACAACGCCGUAAUAGUUCAAAAUUGUUUAUAAGUUACGUAAAACCAUUCARCGCAGUCACCCCAGAGACCAUUGGCCGAUGGAUUAAGACUUCGCUCAUGGACGCCGGCAUCGAUGUUGAAAGAUUCUCAGCUCAUAGUAGCAGGACUGCUUCGUCAUCCUAUGGUCUAUCUUCAGGGCUUAAUAUCCAAGACAUAUUGAAGGCUGGCGGCUGGUCUCGAGCCCAAACAUUUGCCAAGCACUACAAUAAACCUAUAGACACUAAUUUCGGGAAUCAUAUUCUCCAAACCUUUACCAAUAAUAAUCAAACAGAAAAUGCAUAAUUAAAUAUAUAUGAAACUCAUUUUUCAUCUUAUACCAUCAUGUAUUUCAUUGUCUUAAUAAACUGUUUUCACCGAUUGCACAUGUGUCUACUCGUGCACAGUGAUAGUGGACCUUGAGAUAGCCACGCUCUCACUCGCAUGUCUUUGAAAUCUCAUGUUACUCCGUAGUGACGUAGGACUGAUGACGAGAUAGAAUUAUCCAAUUAAACGAGACUUACCUGUAAGUUGAAGUUUGAUUUGGAUUCUAUCUUGUCAUCAGUCCGGAACGAAGGAGUAACAUGCCCACCCUAUGCUUUUGCAUUCGGUCCCYCCCUACUCCUUCGUUCCUCAUCCGAGUGAGAGCGGGCAGUACUUUAAAAUAUGGCUCGAAGCAAGCGCGCGUGCUUCUCAUGUUACUCCUUCGUUCCGGACUGAUGACAAGAUAGAAUCCAAAUCAAACUUCAACUUACAGGUAAGUC